CGGAAGCGCCGGGCCCGGGGACACGUCGCAGGGGCCGCGGGCCGGGCCGGGCGCGCAGAUCCCGGCGAUGUCGGGGUUCGAAAGCUUCAGCACCGACUUCUUCCAGACCAGCUACAGCAUCGAUGAGCAGGGGCAGGGCUACGACUACAGCAGCAGGCCCUACGGCAGGCACUAUGGAGGCUACGAGUACCCCCAGCAGAGCGGGCUGGUCCCUGCAGACAUGGUGCAGCAGCAGCCCUACACCGGGCAGAUCUACCAGCCCACACAAGCCUACGCUCCAACUUCAGCACAGUCUUUUUAUGGAAGUAACUUUGAGGAUGAGCCUCCCCUGUUAGAAGAACUGGGGAUCAAUUUUGACCACAUCUGGCAGAAGACACUGACAGUGCUGCACCCCCUGAAGGUGGCAGAUGGCAGCAUCAUGAACGAGACGGAUCUGGCGGGGCCCAUGGUCUUCUGCCUGGCCUUUGGGGCCACCUUGUUGCUGGCUGGUAAGAUUCAGUUUGGGUAUGUCUAUGGCAUCAGUGCCAUCGGGUGCUUGGGCAUGUUCUGCCUCCUGAACUUGAUGAGCAUGACGGGCGUCUCCUUCGGCUGCGUUGCCAGCGUCCUGGGAUACUGUCUGCUCCCCAUGAUCCUCCUCUCCACUUUUGCUGUUGUGUUUUCAUUGCAGGGAAUGAUGGGGAUUAUUCUCACAGCUGCAAUCAUUGGCUGGUGCAGCUUUUCUGCUUCCAAAAUCUUCAUUUCUGCCUUAGCCAUGGAAGGACAGCAGCUGCUGGUAGCAUAUCCCUGUGCGCUGCUCUACGGAGUCUUCGCCCUCAUCUCCAUCUUCUGAACAGACUGUCCAAACUGCUGGACUCCCCGUGGGCCAAAAUGAAACCAUCACCUGGGAACAUUCACUUGGACCAGAAACAGCUGCCAACAGCUGACGGGUGUUGCUCUCACAAAACUUAGACCUGUUCUGAAUCAUUUGGAACAAUGAAAACAAAUGUCUUGUGUUCACUUUUUUAGAACUUUGGAUACUGUUUUCAAUUGACCUGAGGUGUCUAUAGCUUUAAUAAGUGUUCAUGCUUAUCAGGUUAAUGUGAUUUCUUUCCCAUUCCUCUCUCUUCAGAAAACUGAACUUUUGGUUGAGCCUUGGGCAUUUUGUUUGAAUUUUUUUUUUUUUUUUUUAGGGGGGGGAGAAGGUUUGCAGUUAUACAUUUAUAGAUUUUUAUCAGCAGAAGUUAACAACUGCAGGUGCUGCAGAUUUGGGGCACUAUGAAGAAAUCUGCAGUAAUAAAGAACCUGUUUCCUGUCCCCUCUUACCAAAAGUAAAAUGCACAAAUGAACACAGGCAAUUGGAGUAUUUUCUAUAUUUUAACAAAUAUCCUCUUAAGCUCCUUGGUCUCAUUUAUUUGUUUAUUUGAUGUGAUAGUAUUUCAGGAUUUAAGAUAAUUAAAUUAUGAAUUAGAGAACAGAUACAUGAAAGUUAAAGGGAUCUGCAAUUCUGUCACACUUGAGAUACAAAUACAUUUGGAUGUCUCAGUAGCUCUAGGUUAACUUGGAUUUCUGAAGAUCAAUUAGUUCCAUUUCCUAAUGGUGCACACACUAGUAUAUGAAGAGUAAUCUCUUGCAGAACUUCCAAGAAAAACACCAUUUUCAAAAUGUUAUGCUUGUCAGUAUUGUAGUUACUGUAAAAUAAUUUAAGGCAUAUUGAUUAAAUUUUCCUUAAACUUUGAAAAAA
Apus apus (common swift) is the source of this 1720-nucleotide messenger RNA. It is a transcript of the gene YIPF5, whose product is annotated as Yip1 domain family member 5. Bases 68 to 829 code for a protein of 253 amino acids. NCBI's taxonomy places the organism in Eukaryota, Metazoa, Chordata, Aves, Apodiformes, Apodidae. Gene Ontology annotation, cellular component: membrane; trans-Golgi network. The transcript is spliced from 6 exons. The record is from RefSeq and is a predicted model, not a curated record. Gene Ontology annotation, biological process: vesicle fusion with Golgi apparatus; endoplasmic reticulum to Golgi vesicle-mediated transport; regulation of ER to Golgi vesicle-mediated transport.